Molecule: messenger RNA, 1478 nt
Organism: Tupaia belangeri chinensis (Chinese tree shrew)
Lineage: Eukaryota; Metazoa; Chordata; Mammalia; Scandentia; Tupaiidae
Gene: ENOSF1
Product: enolase superfamily member 1
Exons: 16
Coding region: 89-1420 (443 amino acids)
Biological process (GO): amino acid catabolic process; carbohydrate catabolic process
Molecular function (GO): L-fuconate dehydratase activity; magnesium ion binding
Source: RefSeq, a predicted model, not a curated record
UGCGUCUGUGUCCCGCCCUCUCGCGGCUCACUCGGGGCGCUAACUCGGGCUGACAUCGACUGCACCGCGGCUCUGGGACGCCAGCGAGAUGGUGCGCGGCCGGAUCUGCCGGCUGUCCGUCCGCGACGUGCGCUUCCCCACGUCGCUCGGGGGUCACGGCUCGGAUGCCAUGCACACAGACCCUGACUACUCAGCUGCCUAUGUCGUCAUAGAGACCGACGCCGAAGAUGGGCUCAAGGGAUACGGAAUUACCUUCACUCUGGGAAAAGGCACUGAAGUUGUUGUCUGUGCUGUGAAUGCCCUCGCCCACCAUGUGCUUAAUAAGGACCUCAGGGACAUUGUCGGUGACUUCAGAGGCUUCUACAGGCAGCUCACGAGUGACGGGCAGCUCAGAUGGAUUGGUCCGGAGAAGGGCGUGGUGCACCUGGCAACGGCGGCCGUCCUAAAUGCGGUGUGGGACCUGUGGGCAAAGCAGGAGGGCAAGCCUCUGUGGAGGUUACUUGUGGAUAUGGACCCCAGGACACUGUUAUCCUGCAUAGACUUCAGGUACAUCACCGAUGUCCUGACUGAGGAGGAGGCCUAUGAAAUACUGCAGAAAGGUCAACUUGGUAAAAAAGAAAGAGAAGAGCAGAUGUUGACACACGGCUACCCUGCCUACACCACAUCCUGCGCCUGGCUGGGGUACUCAGACGACACAUUGAAGCAGCUCUGCACAGAGGCACUGAAGGACGGCUGGACCAGGUUUAAAGUAAAGGUUGGUGCUGAUCUCAAGGACGAUAUGCGUAGAUGCCGACUCAUCAGAGACAUGAUUGGACCAGAGAAGGCUUUGAUGAUGGAUGCCAACCAGCGCUGGGAUGUGCCCGAGGCAGUGGAGUGGAUGUCUAAGCUGGCUGAGUUCAAGCCUUUGUGGAUUGAGGAGCCAACCUCUCCUGAUGACAUUCUAGGGCAUGCCACCAUUUCGAAGGCGUUGGUCCCGUUAGGAAUUGGCGUUGCCACAGGGGAACAGUGCCACAAUAGAGUGAUAUUUAAGCAACUCCUACAGGCAAACGCCUUGCAGUUUCUCCAGAUCGACAGCUGCAGACUGGGAAGUGUCAAUGAGAACCUCUCAGUAUUACUGAUGGCCAAAAAAUUUGAAAUUCCUGUUUGCCCCCAUGCUGGUGGAGUUGGCCUCUGUGAAUUGGUUCAGCACUUGAUUAUAUUUGACUACAUAUCAGUCUCCACAAGCCUUCAAAACAGGAUGUGUGAAUAUGUGGACCACCUGCACGAACACUUCAAGUACCCUGUGACAAUCAAGCAAGCAUCCUACAUGCCUCCUCAGGAUGCUGGCUAUUCAACAGAAAUGAAGGAGGAAUCUGUACAGAAACACCAAUAUCCAGAUGGUGAAGUCUGGAAAAAACUCCUCGCUGCUCAAGAAAAUUAAGUGUUCAGCCUUGACACCUUUUACCUUUUUAAAGUGAAAAGGCUUAAAAUGUCUUGGA